UGCAGUGCAGUUGAGUUUUCUAUUUUUCAAAUAAUGCUUCUGCUUAAUACUCUUUCAGUGUUUGUUAUUUACAAUUUGUCAUCAAUAUUAGGGAAUGCAUAUUAACUCUGUCAGUUGGAUUUAUUUAAUUUUCUAUGAAGUUUGUUGCGCACUUUUUUGUAGUUUAGUUGAAUAAAGUUACCGUGGUACAACCCUACAAAUAAUAAGAUUUACUGUACCUGGAGACGUCUUGAGAAUUGAUAUCUCACUUACAUCAAGAGAACAAGAAUGGUAAACAUCAGUCCUGUGAUUGAAGAGUGCGGUAAAUCCACCAUGACCAAUUGUCAAGUAGAAAAUCUCUAUUACGACGUGAAAACUUUAAUAAAUCUCUUUUUCAAGGAACCUCAUAAUGCGAAAAUGGAGCUUAAACCGUCUGUAUAUUUGGAAGAGAUGAGCUUGAGCUUUGAAGAACGGAUCGAUAGCUUGUCAACUAUUCAGCAUAGAAAAGUCAAUUUCCCUGGUUACGUACCUUCGAAAUAUUUUACAAUUAACCCUCCAUUCAUUUUGAUUCAAUCCUUCACCUGUGGAAAACCGUACACAGUUACACUGGAAUUGAAAUGCACAGCUAAGGCAAUGAAAUCUCUGACGCUUGUAAGUGAUAGAGAUCCAGUUUUGACGGUUGAGUGCACGUCGAAAUUGAUGACAAGGAUUGCACCGGGCAUGAGUGUCAAGUAUAAAGUUACAUUUCUGCCAGUCAAAGUGGCCGACUACUAUCAUCAAAUACUAUUUGAAACAGAAGGCGAAAGUUUCAGAAUUCCCAUUCUUGCUCUUAAACCACGUCCACUUCUGGAUUUCCCCGAUCACAUUCAAAUCCCUCCUACUCCAGUCAAAAUAACUGGUCACAAAACAUUCGUGUUGAGAAACAUAGGAAGUGUUGAGGCUGUAUUCACCUUGGAAUGCUCUAAUGGACUUUUCAUGGUGGAACCAGAUAAAGUUAAACUUCAGCCUGGUAAUCUAAUUACUAUUACAUUGAAAAUGUUCUCAGUAAUUGUCGGUGUUUUCACCUCGUCUAUGAAAGUCGUUCUAGAAACUGGCGAAGAACUUUCAAUUAGUGUGGAAGCUUCUACAGUGAAUUCAUCUGUCUCCAUAGAUGAGAAAAGACUGAUACUUCCUGAAGUUUUCAUGACUCUUAGAGAAAGAAGAAGCAUACAACUUGUUAAUAAUAGUGAUAAUCUGGUUCACUUUUCUUGGCAAAAACAUUCGAGUUUGCAAGAAGAUUUGCAAGAACUGGAAAGGUUGAAACAACAGAUGAAAGGAGUGGAAGAGCUUGAAUCUGUUCGUUGUAAUGUGCUCGAGUAUAAUGGCAUAAUUAACGCUGAAUUGCACAGUUCAAUAUAUAAGAGAAUCUACACCGAUGAAAUUAUGCUUCUUGGAAGUGAUAAUUUGCUUUUCCAACACGAGAACUUCAAAAUUAUACCGCUUAGUGGAGAAGUGUGGCCCGGUAGUUCGAUUGAAAUAAUGGUGAUUUUCGAAGCAAAUACACCUCUGACAGCCAAAUGUCGUGCUUAUUGUGAAUGUACAGGCAUCGAGGACAGAUUGGAAUUGGUUGUCGAGGGAAGAAGCAUUGGACCUGACCUGAAAAUCAAUUUGUCCGUAUUGAACAUCUCGAAAGUGCCUCUGAGUGCCGAGAAAACGUUUGAGAUUCUGGCGAAGAAUUGUGGCGACAUUCCUGGGAAUUUGGAAUAUGUAGAGAAUGAAAAAGUUUCCAAGGCGAAGAUCUCAUGUAAGCCACGCAAACUGUACUUAUUGCCUGGAGAAACAAAGGCGUUCUUCAUCAAUCUUUGUAGUAUUUCUAGAGGGGAAUUCAUGGAGGAGUUGAAAUUUGUAAUUCUGGAAUCGAAAGAAGAAAUUGAUUUCGUUGUUUUAGGCGAAGUUCUACGUCCCAAUAUAUAUUUCGAUAGAAAUGAAAUCAACUUUGGGAAUGUUCCACUCGGUUUUCCAAUUGUGGAAAUCGUCCAUCUGAAAAACAAUUCUCUAGUCGCGAUACCGUUUUCUAUGUCGGUUCCUCAAGAUGGAUUUGAGCCGGCACUAACUUGUGAAUCGUUCUCUCAAUCAAAGAGAAAGUUUUAUCUACCACAGAGUCCACAAGAAUUCACAAUCAAACCAUCCAGUGGAGAAAUAGGUGCCGGGGAAACAAAACAAAUUAAGAUAAUAUUCACUCCAAACAAAUAUAGAGUUUUGGCAGCCUCUCUGGUACUGGAACUGAAUGUUAACACGGAGGCAGAAACGUCCAGCGUUAAACUAUCAGCCAAUGCUAUUUCACCGAUGAUUGUCGUCCUACCAGAAGUUAUCAAAAGUCCAUUCUGUUUCAUCAAUUAUGAAUAUCGACAGACACUGACUUUGAGGAAUAUCUCUUCCGCUCCUGGAUACUUUCAUAUAAUGCCACAAGUGGUUUCUGCCUCAACUGGAUUAUCGUAUCACAUUUCUGAGGAGGAGGUGAUGAUUGACGGCUUGGAAGUGAUAGAAAUUGAACUGACAUGGAUUGUCACCCAAGUCGGAAAGCAUGUUGAAAUUGUCAAGAUGUUGCUGUUUGGCGAGCAGAAUGCAGAGGUGCUGUGUGAGCUGCAGUGCAGUGGCCAAGGCCCGAUGGUCACACUCAUUCCCAACGAGCUGCACUUUGGCCGCGUGCAGCUGCUCACCUAUCAGGCGCUUGCAGUCGAACUCAUCAACGACUCGCCCAUCGACGCACACUUUGCUGCUGUUGAGGGUGAAAAAGACCAAUUCUUUGUGGAAAUCGACCCAGAAUGUGGAGUUUUGGAGGCAAAUAGUAGAGUUCGCCUGACUGUUGGAAUACGGCUCUAUGACUCAGGCAAUGUCACUCAGAACAUCCUCAUCAAUAUAAAGAAUGGCCGACAACUCGUACUAUGCAUCAACGCUAAGGGUCAUGGCUCCAGUAUUGUUAUAACACCAUCCAUUUCGCCUGUCUACAAUUUGGGAAAGCUAGCCAGCAAUAAGCAUUAUACAAUUCCAUUGAGAACCACAAAUCACAGCACGAAGUUGCACACUCUUUACUGGUCGAAAGAUAUGAAGUGCAAACUAAUGCCUCAUUAUGAAGAUAGUACAGAAUGGAAAAAUUUCAGAAUUGAUCCUUGCAAGAUCGAUAUUCCACCACAUAAAUCAUCUAUCGUCAACUUACAUGUUUUCAGUGAGAGCGAGGGGGAAAUAAAUGAACAGUUCUACGUAUUUGCAGCAAUUGACAACAAAGGCGCUCGCUUCCUUCUCAAUAAAGUAUUGUUGAAAGUUGAGUUUAUCAAUCGAGGCCUGGAAUUGUCCAAAUCUAGUUUGCAUUUCCGUAUCGACAUUACACCAGAUCGUCGCACAUUGAUGAAUCAAACUCAAACCAUCAUUGCCAACAACAAUACAGACCUCACAAUUCUCUGCAAGUUCCAAGUCAAACGUCCUUUUCUAAUUUUGGACAAUCAGAAUUUUGGCACCGAGGAUAGAAUAAUACAUUUUGGAAAGAACUCUUCUCAGCCAAUCGACAUCAUUUUCAGUCCUUCCACCAGUCUAAACUCUAUUAGCACGGUGUUCAAGGGAACCUUGAGAGUUUCUUACAGAGAUGUAGAGGAAUUAAUUUCUCUCAGUGGUGAAAUUAACUACCCAAAUUUAGAACUGUCAAGACGUGAGCUUCAUUUCGGAACCGUCCCACCAUUCUCAAGCAGGUCUUGUGAAGUUGAGCUUAUUAAUGAUGGAGUUCUGACUGCGUUUUACUUAUGGGAAGUGACUGUCAAAAGUGAAAAUAUCAUGCCUUGUGUGAUUGACGGAGAAUUGAUACGAAAUUCAAGCGUGAUGGAUUGUAAACCUUCUUUUUGUUCUUUCACAUCAGAAGCCAGUACCAGUGAUUCGCAAGUGCUGAAUAUCAACCCCAGUUUUGGACAAAUUGAAGGGUAUAAAAAUCUGAGGAUCACGUUCACAUUUUUCCCUUGUUUCAUGAAAUCGUAUAUCAUUGAAGCAUCUUGCCAUGUUAUCGGCGGUCGAUGUCAAACGGUGACCAUAUUUGGUGGAUCUGCGCAAGUGCAGUACAGUCUGGAACCAAGACAUGUCGAUUUCGGGUUCAGGUCAUUCAAUGACAUGCACCGUCAAAACAUCACCAUCACAAACCUGUGUGAGAUGGAGCUCCACGUAACUGCCAACAAGAACCUUGUGGAACACAGUGAAGCUCUUCUGAACUCUGGACUGUUUGUGGUCAGUCCAACCUUCCAGAAAAUAGCCGGACUCAGCUCGGCCACAAUACAAGUCACUUACUACCCCAGAAUAUGUCAACAACUCAAAGAUGAGUUCAUCAUACAGGUGAACACUGCAAAUCCAAUUCUUGUUGAAGUUAAAGGGUAUGGAACUCUACCUCAAGUUAUCAUAAGCAAUCCUUGUAGGACGAUAGUGGAUCACGACAUCCCCAUUGCAACUUUCUAUCCGGCCAUAUCGUGGUUAACAUCUCCAAUGUUUGACAGUCUCUGGAAGAAAGCAUCACGACUCGACCUCGAAUCUCACGAAAGGAGCAUUGAUAAUGAUUUUUCAGAUUGGGUUUUCAUCACAAAUGAGGAUGAGUACCCUACAGUUGAAGAUAUCGACCUAGCUCUGCAGAGAAUGUUGACCUAUACUCAUCUCUUAGAGAAUGGUCUUUUGGAUUCAAAGAACUCAGUGAUUUCCAGAACACGUCCAUAUCUUGAGUUGCCGACACCGAGUCCGGAAUAUGUAGUUGAUUUUGGCAAAGUGGUUGUGGACUCAGUAGUUGAUCAGAACAUUUUGAUUAAAAAUGCAAAUAUGUUGGAAGCAUAUCCUCAAGUCUCUGUGAUAUUGCCAUUCUCUGCUAGAACAUUGAAAGACAGUUAUAAUGUUGUGCUUACAUUUAUCAAAAAUUCCAAAAGCAAAGCAGGAGUUAAUAUAUUGAAUGUGAAAUUGAAACCAAUCAGGAUGACCUACUCUUCCAAGGUUACUCCUUUGAACUUGAACGUUUUUGUUGUUGUGAAAGGAGGUCUAAAAAUCCCCAUGAGAAUAAGUGCAGUGAUCACAAUACCUUUUCUCACAGCAGUUACAAAGACUCUGAACUUCAUGGAAAUACUAGUUGGAGAAGAAAAGAUGUUGUCACUUCAAAUAAAAAACGAAGGAUUUGUCAGCUGUGAAUGGUCGGCAUCAUUGAAGUUCAUGCACCGUCCAUCCGCCAAAAGUAAUCCGUUCUCUUUGAAAUCCAGCUAUUCUGGUUAUCUGGAGUCAUCUGAGGACCACAUCGUCGAAGUUUCAUUCCGCCCUGAGUUUAAGGGUAAAUAUGACUACUCCCUAAUAUUUGAGGUGAAACAAAACAGUGAACCGAUUAAAAUCAACUUGCAAGGCUGUGCUAUUGAACCGAAUUUGCAUAUUACUAAUAACAAUUUGACGUUUCCCACGGUUUUCCCGAAUGUAGAAGAUAAUUCGAAAACAUUCACUGUUGAAAAUAGGAGCAGUUUUCCUGUGGAAGUUUAUUUCCCAGAUUAUGACAGAUUUUGCCGUGAAGAGGAAUCUGCAAUAAGACUGCUAUGUACCAUAUACAGUACCGAUCAACUGCCUCUCUUGCCCAAUCAGUAUGGAACGUCUCUCAACACCAAACUGCUCAAUCGCUUGCAAAAUUUCCUUGAGAAAAUGAGAGUCUACCUAAGCACUUUAUUAAAAGAACGUGCAGACAAUCACAACUUUCCCAGUAAAUAUCAACUCUAUGAAUUCAUAAUUCAGCUUUUGAAUAGGCUAGUUUUUUUCUAA
Molecule: messenger RNA, 5769 nt
Organism: Nilaparvata lugens (brown planthopper)
Lineage: Eukaryota; Metazoa; Arthropoda; Insecta; Hemiptera; Delphacidae
Product: hydrocephalus-inducing protein-like
Exons: 31
Coding region: 268-5769 (1833 amino acids)
Biological process (GO): axonemal central apparatus assembly; cilium movement
Cellular component (GO): axoneme
Source: RefSeq, a predicted model, not a curated record